ACCCAACCUUCAGAACUCCUAAAACCAUAUCUUACAUAUAAAGAUGACCACAGUGAUGAGUCUGUUAUCCGAGAAUCCAGUUGUGAUCUUCAGCAAAACAACGUGUUAUAUAAGCCACUCGAUCAUAGCGCUCAUAAGAAAAUUUGGGGCCAACCCAACUAUUUAUGAGCUUGACGAGCUUCCUAAUGGACAAGUAAUAGAGCGGGAAUUAAUGGGGUUCGGAUGCAGCCCGAGUGUCCCAGCUGUGUUUGUAGGGAAGAAGUUCGUUGGAGGUGCUAAUGAGAUAAUUAGUAUCAAUUUGGAAAGCAAGCUUAAACCACUACUCAUCAAGGCCAACGCUAUAUGGAUGUAACCUUGAGGGUCAACUCAACUGG
Molecule: messenger RNA, 374 nt
Organism: Cynara cardunculus var. scolymus (artichoke)
Lineage: Eukaryota; Viridiplantae; Streptophyta; Magnoliopsida; Asterales; Asteraceae
Product: monothiol glutaredoxin-S1-like
Exons: 1
Coding region: 44-352 (102 amino acids)
Source: RefSeq, a predicted model, not a curated record